This is a messenger RNA of Diaporthe batatas, 555 nucleotides long. RefSeq lists its product as uncharacterized. The record is from RefSeq and is a predicted model, not a curated record. Bases 1 to 555 code for a protein of 184 amino acids. Lineage: Eukaryota; Fungi; Ascomycota; Sordariomycetes; Diaporthales; Diaporthaceae. The transcript has 2 exons.
AUGUCCAGCAUCAUGAACAUCUUUCUCCAGGGACAGCACUUCACCCACAGUGUGCUUGCUGAGGUGAUCGCCAAACAUGGCUUGGAGGAAGGCAUCAACACUGCCGCAAUCCGGCACAACAUCACCGGCAGCCUCAACCCACCCACCUCUGUGGAGCUCCUCAAACGUGUGAGGGCCGUGAAGCCUGAGCACAUCAACCAGUACCACCAAGACCUGCCCAACGCUCUGGCCCUUCGGCUGCUGGCGCCCAACCCUGGCCUGGAGCAUGAGUUCGAGCCCCAACACACGACCAAGAAGGACGGAUCGCGUGCGUACAAGUACAAAUGCCUUGCCCCUGGCUGCAACUACGUUGGCUCGAACAAUGUCCGCCACAUGGACGAAAUGCACGUCCGAAACAUCAACAAUUUCCUGUGCUGCCCUUACGAGGGGUGCAAUACCAAGAUUUAUAGGACCAGGGGACCUCAGUUCAAGAGUCACUGCGAGAGCCACGAGACAAAGAAUGACAAGCUGUUGCUGAAGGGAAGGGCAAUCGUUCCUCUGUCCUCUUUCCAGUGA